Molecule: messenger RNA, 834 nt
Organism: Cuscuta epithymum
Lineage: Eukaryota; Viridiplantae; Streptophyta; Magnoliopsida; Solanales; Convolvulaceae
Source: the annotation of a GenBank genome assembly
CAGGAUCUAAUUAUGCAUGAGAAACUGCACGCUAUUUCCUUUUCUUCUCUGAAUAAAUUCUUAAAAAAGGCAAAGCCGAAAUUUGUGCUCAUAUCAUCUAGAAGAGUUGAUUCGUUCUUGGCUCGUUUGCUGGGUUUUACAAAAGGCAAUGCUAGUCUAUCCAUGAUAUUUUCUUCUCGCAGGAGCAUAGAGUUGCUGCACGAGAAAUUGAGCAAUGCAUCAACACUGAAGCAUUGCUAUAGGGAUUUUCAUCUGGUUUCUAUCGAGGAGAUGGAGCAUGAAGUGCACUCUGAUGUGAACCCAUUCAUGAAGACCCAUUCAAUAGGUUACCACACUGCUAGAUUAAUCCUCAUCAGGAAGAGUUUCAUGGAAAUGUUCUGUUCAAUGUAGCAUGUGUUUGAAAAGAGCUUGGCGGUGGCCCCUGGCCGGGCUUAAUCGGGCUUAGAUGGGCCUAGAACAAGGAAAAAUCUCUAGUGCAGCGUGCUGCUUAUUUUCACAUCAAUCAGAUGAUACUUGCUGUAGGUAACACUGCGCGCCUGCAAUGACAAUCCAUCCUAAAAGGCGUUGAGAUUCUUUACAUUCUCUCAAAAUCAUUAGUUUUUUAGGACACCUGUCCUCUGAGGCCUUAGUCCUUUUCUAGAACAAUUUGUAGCUUGGUUUUACAUUAUCAAUCUUGUCACGAGAUAUUAGAGCCCCUCUCCAUUGGGGAUGUGGAUUGUGUAUAGAAAGAUGGACACAACCAUAUUUAAUGUAGUCAUUAGCAUUGGAGAAGAUAUUUAUACCUUAAUCUUGUUUUUUAAGUGACAGUGUAUUUUCCAACCAUCCAUAUCUCAC